AUGACCUUAUCCCCCUCACGAUCACUGGCUUGUCGCGCCGAGGGGGCCAGAGUUCAGGAGUUUGCGCAAGCGAACUCCUGUUCCGCUAAAGUGAUCCAAACCCAGGAAGUGGUGGAGGAUCCGGUGCUUUGGCUAGCCGACACGAACUCGAACGCAGCCGACGAUCGGCUAAAAUCUUACGCCGAUGCUCUAAGACUACACUGGCCACUAACAACCAGGGAGCUAGAUACUUAUAAGUAUCAGCUUCGCCUGAGCUAUGCCCAGAAAUGGGCUGAGCAAAAAUGGCAAGGCCAGGGGGUCGAGGAGUUCGCACAAGAUCCCGUCGGCAACUCAUGGCUGCAGCGCUAUGAUCUUCUGCCCGCGUCAAGGUACAUCGAUGCUAUCAAGCUACGAACAAACACGUACCCGACGCGAGCACUAAUGAAGAUCAUAGAUGGACGUGUUGAUAGCUCUUGCCGAAAGUGCCAAGGCAGUAGCGAGACCCUUGGUCAUAUACUUGGCAGAUGCCGGUAUACUAAGGAUAAGCGAAUAAGCCGGCACAAUGAAAUCAAAGACCUCCUCAAGGCUCGUCUAGCCAAAAACCAUCAGGUUAUGGACGAGCCGCAGAUAACGGUCCGAGGCCAGAGCGGAAGAGAGUCCCGCCACCGAGCAACGAGUGCUGCGGCGCCCGAAUGA
Nasonia vitripennis (jewel wasp) is the source of this 675-nucleotide messenger RNA. RefSeq lists its product as uncharacterized. The record is from RefSeq and is a predicted model, not a curated record. Bases 1 to 675 code for a protein of 224 amino acids. NCBI's taxonomy places the organism in Eukaryota, Metazoa, Arthropoda, Insecta, Hymenoptera, Pteromalidae. The transcript is spliced from 2 exons.